Eremothecium gossypii ATCC 10895 is the source of this 1824-nucleotide messenger RNA. It is a transcript of the gene ARB1, whose product is annotated as ATP-binding cassette family ATPase ARB1. Bases 1 to 1824 code for a protein of 607 amino acids. The record is from RefSeq and is marked provisional. Lineage: Eukaryota; Fungi; Ascomycota; Saccharomycetes; Saccharomycetales; Saccharomycetaceae. Gene Ontology annotation, molecular function: ATP hydrolysis activity; ATP binding. The transcript has a single exon.
AUGCCACCAGUUUCCACAUCAAAGGCCAAAAGAGAAGCUAAAAAGGCUGAGAGAGAUGCUAAGAGAGCAGCAUCCGGUAAGCCUACUACCGCUCGUAGAACCAAGAAGAAGGAUGGCGACGACGCUGACCUCGCAGCAGACGAGAUUGCCAAGCUGAAGUUGCAGCAGGACAAAGACGGUAUUUCCGAUCGUGUCGUCACGGGUGUGCUUGACUCUUUGGAAACUUCUCGUGACGUGAAGAUGUCGUCCGUGUCGCUGCUAUUCCACGGUAAGGUUCUGAUCCAGGACUCGCAGCUGGAGUUGAACUACGGGCGGCGCUACGGUCUGCUAGGUGAGAACGGCUGUGGUAAGUCGACUUUCCUAAAGGCCAUUGCCUCCCGUGAGUACCCAAUCCCAGAAAACAUUGAUGUGUACCUGCUGGACGAGCCCGCUGAGCCCAGUGAGUAUUCUGCGCUAGAAUAUGUGGUCCGCGAGGCCCAAAAUGAGUUGAAGAGACUGGAGGAUCUUGUGGAGAAGAUUCUGUUGGAGGACGGGCCAGAGUCUGAGCUCCUGGAUCCUUUGUACGAGAAAAUGGACUCUAUGGAUCCUUCUACAUUCGAAUCCCGUGCCGCUAUCAUCUUAAUCGGUUUAGGUUUCAACGCGAAGACUAUUAAUAAGAAGACGAAGGACAUGUCGGGUGGCUGGAAGAUGCGUGUUGCAUUGGCCAAGGCGCUGUUUGUGAAACCUACUCUUUUGUUGCUGGACGAUCCUACCGCACAUUUGGACUUGGAAGCAUGUGUCUGGUUGGAAGAGUACUUAAAGCGGUUUGACCGUACGCUUGUUCUUGUCUCUCACUCUCAGGACUUUUUGAACGGUGUCUGUACCAACAUGCUUGACAUGAGGCUUCAGAAGCUAACUGCUUAUGGUGGUAACUACGACUCUUACGUGAAAACCCGUUCAGAAUUGGAGACGAACCAGAUGAAGCAGUACCACAAGCAGCAGGAAGAAAUUGCACACAUUAAGAAAUUCAUUGCUUCUGCAGGUACCUACGCAAACUUGGUGAAGCAAGCAAAGUCGAGACAAAAGAUCCUGGACAAGAUGGAGGCUGAUGGUUUGAUCCAGGCUGUUGUUGCAGACAGGGUUUUCUCUUUCCGGUUCCCAGAAGUUGAAAGAUUGCCUCCUCCAGUCCUGGCCUUCGAUGAGAUCUCUUUCUCCUAUGAUGGAAAUCCAGAAAACAACUUGUAUGAGAAAUUGAACUUUGGUGUUGACAUGGAUUCCAGAACCGCUCUAGUCGGUCCAAAUGGUGUUGGUAAGUCUACUUUGUUAAAGAUCAUGACCGGUGAGUUGACGCCACAUGGAGGCCGUGUUUCUAGACACACCCACGUUAAGCUUGGUGUGUACUCUCAGCACUCGCAGGACCAGUUGGACUUGACUAAGUCCGCGCUAGAGUUUGUCCGUGACAAAUAUGCCCAUAUCUCAGAAGAUUUCCAAUUCUGGAGAGGUCAACUUGGUCGUUACGGUUUGACUGGUGAAGCACAAACUGCCCAGAUGGCCACACUAUCUGAGGGUCAGCGUUCCCGUGUUGUGUUCGCUCUGCUAGCAUUGGAACAACCAAACGUUUUGCUUCUGGACGAACCUACUAACGGUCUUGAUAUCCCUACAAUCGACUCUUUGGCCGAUGCCAUUGAUGCCUUCAAUGGUGGUGUUGUGGUGGUUUCGCACGACUUCAGACUCUUGGACAGAAUUGCCAAGGAUAUCUAUGUCGUCGAGAACAAGACUGCAACCAGAUGGGAUGGUAGCAUCUUGGAUUACAAGAAUAAGUUGGCCAAGAACGUUGUUUUGUAA